GGAGGGCUUUAGGACCCGGAAGCAACGAGCGUGGUGUCGUACUGAACGGAGCGACAUAAAGACAUUAGGCAAUGGCACAGACGGGCUUUGGACGAAAAUACUUCAAAGCUUUUGUUAGUGGCUUCUUUGUAGCCGUGCCCGUGACAGUGACUGUUUUAGACCGUCUUGCCGACGUGGCCCGCAUGGAAGGUGCCUCAAUGCAGCCGUCCUUAAACCCCGAUGGAGAGUCGUCACCUGAUGUUGUGCUGCUCAACCGCUGGAGUGUGAGGAACUAUCAAGUACAGCGAGGGGACAUCGUGUCAGUUUUAAUGCUGGGAUAUAAAAACUGUUAUGUAAGAGUUCCAGAUGGACAUCUGUGGAUCGAAGGGGACCAUCAUGGACACAGUUUCGACAGCAACACAUUUGUAAUUGGUAAUCAGUUAGUUGGUGCCUGCUAAAGACAACAUCUCGUACUUUGACAUGCAUUGAGACUUAGGAAUGAGCUAACAAACACCCUGGCAACCACCAACAGCACCCUAGAAACACACCGGCUUAUAUCAAGUUUUAAUUAAUACUUAAUAAAUUAAUACUUUUCAGCAAGGAUGCACUAAAUUGAACAAAAGUGAUGGUAAAGACAUUUAUAAUGUUUCAAGGGAUUUAUAUUUCUUAAAUAAAUACCGUUCUUUUUUUUUUGUUUUUGCUUUUUUGUUCCUGAAAAGACAUAUCAUGGUUUGCACAAAAAUAGGAUCAUGUGAUACUUAGGGCUGGAGUAAUGGCAGCUUUAUCGUCACAGAAAUUAAUAACAUUUUAAAAUAUAUUCAAAUAGAAUGCAAGCGUUGAAAAAAAAAAAUGCGGAUCAAAUAAAUGCAGCUUUGAUGAGCUUCUUUCUAAAACAUUACAAAUCUUACAGACCCCAAAUGUUUUAACUGUAGUGUAAAUGCAUUAAAAAAAUUCUUUCAAAAAUUGAUUUAGUUGCUGACUAUAGCAGGUAAACUAUAUUUUAUUUUUCAAUUUCAGAAUAAAAUACCAUAAUACUAGUCAACUACAGUACAAAACAAGUAUUCAGCUAGUCAUUUUCUCAGGCAUGUCUCUAGAUGUUAUACAUUUGUCUGAUCCCACAGGUGUCCGAUGGAAACUCUGUUUCAGGCUGCAGUUUCUGUUUUUUUGCUAUUUUUUUAUAUAUGUGGUUAUAAAAAAUUCAACAAACACCGAAAAAGAUUGCCGCUUUCUAGGGACUUUGUUAACAGCCUUGAUGUGCUCGAAUGCCCCCGCCUGUAAUGUAUAGAGAUUGAGGUAUUAUUGGCUCUUUGAAGAAGUUUCUCAGAUACAUUAUUAAACAGAGCAGUGAUUCUUUCUCCCAUCUCAGCUCAGACUGUGACAUGACUCGCUGCAAUCAUUCACAAUACGUCAAGAUCUUUCGCUCAGAUUCGUCCUUGAAAUGUUGACAUGUUGGGAUUUGCUUCCUUGGAUUGAGAAAGAAAAACAAAUCAUCCUGUCCAUUUAGUCACUGAGUCAGCACGACUCUGUUGCGAUCCUUCAGUUUUGAUGGUUUUGCACCAGCUGAUGUUUUCGAGCGUUUGUCCUCAGGUGGAUUUUUAAUGAUGCUUCCUUUCAGAAAGCAAAUGAAUGUUUUUCUCACUGAACCGCAUACUUCCUAACCUAAAUCUCUUUUUUUAUUGUUUCACAUCCAUUACCCAAAACGCUUUUGGUUUUCCCUAGAGACCAGGCCAGAACAUAUUAGUGUGAGAUACAUUUGGUGGAAAACCAUCAGGUUAUAUAUCACUAAGCAAAUAUUCUUGCUGGAUGUUUCAGGCAAUUGCUUUCACUUUUGUCAGUACAGACUGCACCGUUACCUUGACUUGAUAUAUUAUGCAGCAAGAUGUGUAUGGAGUUUUUUUUCACUUAAUGUCCUUUUCAAGGCAACAUUUAAAUCUUUCAGAGAAUCUAGAUUGAUAUUUAAUGCUACGACGGCUUCUAAUGUUGUUGUUCAAAAUAUUUCUACUCUAAAAUACUGACAAGCCUCCAGCAUUUCACCAACCACUGAUUGAAAGUCAGGUCACAAAACCCUGACUGUCUGAGAACUGUUUAUUCUGCCCACAAAACAGUGCAAAAUGUCACACGGAUUCGACUCAGACAUCCAAUUUAUAGCCUUAAAGGGAUAGUUCAGCCCAAAAUAAAAACUCUGUCAUCAUUUAACUUUAAAUGUUCCAAACCUGUGGAGACAAACCUAUAAAAUGUCUUUGUU
Carassius auratus (goldfish) is the source of this 2224-nucleotide messenger RNA. Its product is annotated as mitochondrial inner membrane protease subunit 2-like. Bases 72 to 437 code for a protein of 121 amino acids. The record is from RefSeq and is a predicted model, not a curated record. Gene Ontology annotation, cellular component: membrane; mitochondrial inner membrane peptidase complex. Gene Ontology annotation, molecular function: serine-type endopeptidase activity. The transcript has 4 exons. Lineage: Eukaryota; Metazoa; Chordata; Actinopteri; Cypriniformes; Cyprinidae.